This is a messenger RNA of Durio zibethinus, 1215 nucleotides long. Its product is annotated as E3 ubiquitin-protein ligase ATL41-like. Lineage: Eukaryota; Viridiplantae; Streptophyta; Magnoliopsida; Malvales; Malvaceae. The record is from RefSeq and is a predicted model, not a curated record.
ACCAAAUAUCGUUGGAAAUUUUUUAUGUACGCCGUAGACUUGGAAACUAAGUAUCUCUUUCAAUCAAUAUUCAUUUUUCUUAAUUCUUCAGCUAACGCACUAUUAUAUAGACAUAGAUUGGUAAACAAUGUUAGGAGUAUUGUAAAGUCAAACUCAUGGCAGGAAAUGAAAGCUUGGGUAGCUAGCUUCAACAAUAUAUAUCCUGCUCUAAAAGUUUAUUAUUCAAUGCCCUGCGCACAGCAUUUCUUACAAUUCACAUUACAAAGCUAAAACCAAAGAAGAUUCUUCUCAUAGAAUUUGUUAUAUAUAUACCUCUAAUAUUGGCUUCCGUUGAAGAGAAAUUAGGCCAACUAUGGGUCCGAAAGAUGACGAUGUUAGAAAAUUUGGUUUCAGCCGCACGAUCAUGGUCGCGGCAAUUGCCUCUUUACUUGGAGUUGUGAUGCUCAUGAUAUUGCUUCAUCUCUAUGGAAGGUAUCUUCUGAGACGCGAAGAAAGGAGACGACGUGCCGCCCUGUAUUCCCUGAGAACUCAAAUUGAAACGAUCGGUGGAAGUUCCAUCAACGAGGCACCCAUGUCAGGGCUCGACCCUUUGGUCAUAGCCUCAUUGCCGAAGUUCACAUACAACCUAACCACCAGCGAGGUUGAUCAUUAUGAGCCCACGGAAUGCUCGGUUUGUUUGGGAACCAUCACGGAGGAAUCCAUGGUCAGGCUUUUACCAAAUUGUAAGCACAUAUUUCAUGUGGAGUGUAUAGAUUCGUGGCUUGGAUCAAAUACAACUUGCCCCAUAUGUCGCACCGUGGCUGAACCGACGUUCCAGGCGCCAGAGGACAAGGGGCUUGGCAGCAGGGUUCAUCCCACGGCUCCUCCUAUAGAGGAAAACGCGUCUGAUAGUGCAGCCCAAAUGGAAAAGGAAGGUGGACCAUCAGGGUCAGGAUCACGAUUUGCUUCCUUUAGAAGGAUGCUUGGUAAGGAGAGAUCAUCAAGUAGGAGUCAUAGUCAAGAUUUAGAGAGCCAGUGAUGGGUAAAAUCAUUUUAUUAAUUUUUCUAGAAAAUAUUGUCUUUUUUAGGGUUAUUACUUAGUUUUUUUUUUUUUUUUAUGUAGGGUUAUUACUUGGUUAUUAUUUCUACAUGUAUUAGUAGUCUAAGUAAAUUCGUUUGAAACCAGCUGCUCAAUAUUCUUAAGAAAUAUUAUGUAAGAAGGGAGUAUAUAUAUUU